GUUCAUAUGUUACUGGCAGUGGGUGCCGUACGAUGUUAGAACUCAGAGGUCCCACUGGGUAUCUUGAGCAGCUUGGUGAUAAUCAGUGUGGAGAGAUUCCUGUCUGGCUCAGGUCCCAGGCCACCGCUUUAAUGGAUGAAUGAUGGUUUACUGGAGAAGGAUGUGUUCUGAAAAGACUCUCAAGCAGCUCCUUCUCACUGCUCUGCUCCCUUUCGUCCUGCAGACACAAGUGAAUAAAGGGGAUGGUUGUGGUAUUGAAGUGAUGUAUCUUAAAGCUACAUUCAAUUACUCCAUCGGGGACACCAUGACUUUGAACUGUACGGUGAAGUUCUGUGAUUCAAAGACACCUACCGCAGGUUGGUGCAAGCAGCUUGUAAACGGUUGUGAACCAUUGCCAAAUGAAAAUGAGAGAUCCAAGAACCAUCCUUUUGAGAUGCUUAUGGUUUACACAAUCCCUUCCGUUAACCUGACUGACAGCGGCAGAUAUCAAUGUCAAGCCGAACAAAAUAAUGCAACGGCGAAAGGGCACAUCAUCACCGUGAAUGUACAUGGAGUGAAAGCGACUACUCAUGGGCCCAGCACCACUGGUGAAUUGAUACCAACAAACUCUACAAUGAUGACUCAAGGUCCUGUCAACUCCAUUUCCUGGGUCUCUUACGCCAUUAUUGCUGUGGGAACUGUGAGCGCUGUCGGGUUCAUUGUAUUGAUCACCUACUUCUGCAUACGGAACUUCCAUGAGCCCCUGGAUUCCGCCGAGCCCAGCGCCAGCAGCCAGCGGACCCAGUACCAUAAUAUGACUGAAAUUAAUGAGAAACCUACAAUUUAUGAAAAUAUGAAUGAAUUUUCUGAAGGCAUCAGCUCUUCGAGUCGCAAUCCUUUGACUGUUAAUGAGUCCAUUUCACCUCAAAGUCAGAAGAGGGAGAAACCCUCUUGCACAGAACAGCAAGACACCAUCAUCUAUGCCUCCCUGCGUGAAUCCGUGCUAAAUAGAAAAUCAUCUCUGAAGAUCACUAACAACGAAGACACAGAAUAUGCUGCCAUUAAUAUCAAACAUUAAGUGGAAUGGGUUUUAGCCCACAGUGAGAGACACCCCAGGAGAAAGGACAACGUCCAGAUAAUGGUUCCACUGCUUGCUAGGCAGGUUUGGUACCAAAACGUGCAAUAGACAACCACUGCUCCUGCUGAUACUAACAUAGAGCAAAUUGAGACGUUUCAUGACAGUAGCUGAGAUCUAUUCACACGCCAGAGACUAACUCACAGGAUGCAGGAUUCUGCUCUCACGGAAACAGUCCCUUUUGGCCAAAGCUGUUUAUAUCUUCUAUGUAUUUUUCUUUUUAACUAAAUCGGGCAAUGGGUUUACCGGGACUUCCGAACGUACGAUUUUGAUGAUUUGCAUCUUGUGAGAAACUGCUACAAGAGGAAAACUUUUAGCUCCCUUUUUUUUCAAAGUGGACUUGCAGAAUGUUUAUUUAAAUAACGCAUUUAAAAUCAAAUAUUUUAAUUACCGUAAUUAUAUUAAAUGGAUAAAUUUUUA
Mobula hypostoma (lesser devil ray) is the source of this 1534-nucleotide messenger RNA. RefSeq lists its product as uncharacterized. The record is from RefSeq and is a predicted model, not a curated record. Gene Ontology annotation, cellular component: plasma membrane. The transcript is spliced from 6 exons. Gene Ontology annotation, biological process: immune response-regulating cell surface receptor signaling pathway. NCBI's taxonomy places the organism in Eukaryota, Metazoa, Chordata, Chondrichthyes, Myliobatiformes, Myliobatidae. Gene Ontology annotation, molecular function: signaling receptor activity. The coding region runs from base 140 to 1057 and encodes 305 amino acids.